Messenger RNA from Symbiodinium necroappetens, 3948 nucleotides. The record is from the annotation of a GenBank genome assembly. Lineage: Eukaryota; Dinophyceae; Suessiales; Symbiodiniaceae.
GCAGCGGCACUACGCUUUGGCGGCUAUGCGCUAUUUCUAGCCAGUGGCGGAUCCGGGCGGGAUGGCUGGCAGCAGCUGUCAGAAAAAUCGCAGGCGAAGUUCCGUGCAGAUUCCCGUAGAGAGCGCAGGAGUAUGCUCUCCGCAAGCAAAGACAGACGGCGUCGCUCAAAGACAAGGGCCAGGGCCGCCACAGCUUUGGUUCGUCGCAGUCCGAAGCCGGCCUGGCUUCGCAAGCUGGCGACCAAGAACUGGCUCCGCAAGAACUCGGCAAAAAUACGUGGGUUCCUGUGCUUCGCCCUGCAUUGGAUGCAGCAUUUGCAUAUGCCCGCCCCUGUUUCCGGCUACCCUCAGGGGGGCCCCAGCCGCCCCGCUACCCCGGUGCCAGACAUGCGCAGAUUGUACGGACUUCAGGGUCGGGCAUCGGCGCCACCCAAACGCAGUUCUUCUCCGGGGCAUGCCGCUUUUGCAUACCAACUGCCACAGUUCCGGCCAGAGGCUUCUGCUCCACCUGCUCCACCUGCCAGGAAACCGAUAGAUCCAUCGGAACUCGUGCAGGGUCAACAGUUGGACUAUUGGAGUGAUCACAACCAGUGCUGGAUGCCAGCUAUCAUCACCGAUGUGGACAACGAGUCCGGUGGCAUUUGCCUCAACGUCAAGCCGAACGCUUUCAUCAGUCGGUCGGACCAGCGCCGGAAAGUUCGGUCAAGGACUAUCCCCAAUGCCCAACAAGUGGCAACAGCACAGGGCAUUGUGCAGCAGGAGCAAGUGGAACCAGUUGCAGAGCAAAUCUUUGUCAGUGCUGCAAGGGCCAAGGAUCGCCCAAUUCCUGCGGAGCAAGUUCCGCACCUUGGAGCCUACUUGGACGGACUGCUGGGGUUGGUGGGUUCCCAAGUUCAUUUGAUGCAGUCUGCCCGAAGCGAACCGGGCUUGGGCCUGGAUGAGUUCAAGAAAGUCUUUUGGGAGCUGUUGCAGCUGCAGCAGGAAAUCUCAGUUCAAGCGAUUCCUCGAUUCUCCAUCGAUUCGUUUAAGGAGGGAGAGCCGUGGCAGAAGUAUGCCAAAGGCAAAGAACUAGGCCACGGCACCUACGGUUUCGUGUACCUGGCGAGCGACAAGCAUUCCAAACAGGUCAGGGCCAUAAAGGAAAUCUCCAAAGAGAAGCUCCAUGGGGAUAUGCAGGCGAUGAAGAAAGAAAUCGAGAACCUGACGAACCUUGACCACCCUCACAUCUUGAAGCUCUAUGAGGUGUAUAGCACAAAGGACGAUGUGUACCUUGUGACCGACUUUUGCCCUGGAGGGGAGCUGCAUGGCCACAUUUCAUCUGCCAAAAAGACUCGGCAGGAAAUCCCCAUGCCAUGGAUCGCUGAAGCCAUGCAGCAGCUGAUGCAGGCAAUUUGCCACAUCCAUGUUCGGGGAAUCAUCCACUUAGAUGUGAAGUCGCAGAACAUCAUGCUCAUGCCCAGCCAAAAGACAGCAGCCUUCUUCGGAAAGGGCGAUGCCAAAGACGCCAAAUCUGCAACCUUCAACUCCAAGCCCCACGUGGUUGUCAUAGACCUCGGGAUUGCCAUGCACUUCAAGCCUGGUGACUAUAGGGGCAAUCGUCCAAUGGGUACGCCCAUGACAAUGGCUCCAGAGGUUUGGUCAGGCGAAAUCACACCCGAGGCUGAUGUGUUCAGCUGCGGUUGUGUGUUUUUUGAGCUUCUUUGUGGGGAGAUGCCUUUUCGAGUCAAGUUCGAGGGCAACUUUGACGAUGUUGUGAAGUUCUGGCGGCAGAAACCGCGGCCUGCAUGGCAGUAUGUGUCUGGCACUUCCCGGGAUGUCAAGGAAUUACUUGAAGGCAUGCUGCUGCAGGAGCGGCAGCGUCGCCCUUCUGCGUCUCAGUGCUUGGCGACCAAAUUCUUGAAAGAUGCCUCUGAUCCGAAACAGACUGGCAGUCUAAACGAGUCAAAUCGGCAGAGGCUGAUGAAGCGGCUGGCUUCGGUUCAUUGUCGAUCGGUCUUGUACAAGAACAUAGCAAUGAAAAUUGCUCAGGAUUGGCCGCCUAACCAGAUGCCCACCUUCAAGCAAUUGUUCAAUGAGUUUGAUGUUCAUGGCAAUGGUUCGCUGCCGACAGAUGGAUUGAAGACUACGCUAAUGAAGCAUGGGGUUGAUGAGGCUGAGGCUAGUCGUGCAGCUGCAGCUAUGAACUUGAGUCAAGACAAGGACGCAAUCAAUUGGACCGAGUUUGUUGCGGCUUGCAUUGACUUGAGCCAGCCCGAGUUCGAGCCCAAGAUCUUCAAGAUUUUCCAAGAUGCAGAUGCUGACCGGGACAACUUGCUUUCAGCUUCGGAUCUGAUGAACACUUUUCCACAGGGAAACAUGUACGGCCUGGAAACAGCGACAAGUGUUUUCAGAGAUCUCACAGGAAGGGAUGCCCAGAAAGAUCGAGGAGCACGGAUGGACUGGAGCACCUUCUACAAGCAUCUGCAGAGCUGUGCUCUGAACGGUGUUGAAGAGCCGGUGUUGGCACAGACGCAAUUAAAUAUCUUCUUCAAAGGAGUGACUGAUGCGAUUAACAAUGUCACAGGUGCGUACUUCUCAAACGACCCCCGAACGCAGAAGUUGCCGAACGCUGUGCGCUUCCCAGGUGAGCGCAUCCCGCAGAGCAUGGAUGACAUGCUGAAGACCUUGGCAGACAUGGGCUUCAAGGAUCGUGAGCUCAACAGGCAAGUUCUCAACGAGAAGGGCGGUUCUCUGAGUGACGAUGUUAUCGAGACGAUCAUGCAGCGCUUCGCCAUUGCGAGUUUGCCAGGUGCUGUUCACUGCAAGAACCACUGGCUGUGGGCAGCAACUUUGGAUCAGAGCAAGUGUUGGUCGGAAAGGUUCUUCAGCUCCGCCAUGGCAGCCUUGGACGAGGAGGUACACGGCCAUCACCGAGCCCGUGCCCGAGGUAAUUACGAGAGACGGCGACGGGCCUACGGUCUCCGCUCGCCUCGUGGCUGCAUCUGUGGCGACGAUGUGCGUCGGCAUGGACGGGUGGAAGAAGUCGUGGAGGUGAUGGCGGACGAGGUUAGCCUAGCCACCUCGUCUGUCAUGGACCGCGGCCAUUGUCACGAUGAUCCUGGCUACCACGGCCUCCCUCAUCACAGCUGUCAGCUGGUGGCUGACACCGAAAGUGCUCCUCAGACGCACCGGGGCAGAGCCAGAGGCAAAUCUGGCUGCGCGCCACUACUUUCACCACUGCCUCGCCGCGCUCCGCGGCCCUCCCUGGCGCUGACGAAUGGAGGCUCUACCGAGGCUGGUGGCACCUCUGUGGCAGAAGCCACGGGCAUAGCGGCAUCAGAAUUCACGGCUCCAGCAGCCGAGAUUCCGCUUCGCAUGCUUGGUGUGCCCGAAGAGGGCUUGCCGGCCCUCGCGCGCUGGCAGAAAGUGGUAGCCGGAGUUGUGGGCGUUGCGGCAGCAAUGGUGUUUGUUUUGAGUGGUGCUUCAUCACAGCCGACCUCCUGGGACAAAGAAGCCCGAGAGGAGGAGACAGAGCCUUCCAUGCAAGCGAUGGAAGGCACAGGGCAGGACAAGUCAGGUGUGGAGGGACCGAAGGCGGCAGAGGAGAGGCCGCUCGAUUUGAGGCUUCGACAAGGAAAACUGAAGCCCGAAGAAGAGGCCAAGUUCCGGCAGGGAGUGGCAAAUCUAUCGCCAGAGUCGAAAAUGGCCAUAAAGGAAUGGAUGCAGCUGACAGGCGAAGGCGACACCUGGGCUUUGCUGGGGUUGAACUGCAUGCUGCUGAUUUUCAUCGCAGGCUUGCUGGCACUUGCAGCGGCAGCUAUCGUAGGUGGGCUCCAAGUCAAUAUCUUCGACAUGGAUGUCUGGAGAGACGGGUACAACAAGCUUCAGAUUGCCAUGGAGAAAGGCUCCUGGCCACGCCAGCUCCCUGUGCAAUCGCAGACCCUUCAUCAUGAUAUGGCUGAACUGUAA